Molecule: messenger RNA, 2474 nt
Organism: Vespa mandarinia (Asian giant hornet)
Lineage: Eukaryota; Metazoa; Arthropoda; Insecta; Hymenoptera; Vespidae
Gene: Start1
Product: Steroidogenic acute regulatory protein-like
Cellular component (GO): late endosome membrane; endoplasmic reticulum-endosome membrane contact site; lysosomal membrane
Molecular function (GO): lipid binding
Source: RefSeq, a predicted model, not a curated record
AGGAAAUAAUAGAAAAUAAAUGACAAGUAGAAAAAGAACAUAUAAUAAAAUAAAAUAAAAUAAAAAAAAAAAAAAAAAAAAAAAGGAAGAUAAGUAAAGAAAUAAAAACGAAAGUAUUCGGUCGAGAUCGUUUACCUUCGUAAGUGUUCGUUCGGUCGCGACGCCUAGUGGUAACCACUUGAAGUAAAUUUCUCAUGAGGGACAAUCGUUCUUCGUUACAUCGCGACUGUACGACGCGUGUGUGUUUACUUUCACAACCAUACACCAUCCAAAGUGAUUCUAUGAAAAGUAUUGGAUUUCGUGAGAUCGGCAAAUUCGGAUCGAUCUUAGAAAGAAAUAACGUUUUACGAUGUGUGUGUCGAAAGUUUGCCGCGAUAAUUUUUCUCAACCGGAUAUAUGAGGGUCCAGUGUGAAAGAAAAAAGGUCACCGUUGCAUAUUCCCAAGGAAUUAUCGCAGAAUGGAAGAAGAUGAUAGACAAAAUAUAAGGAACGCGGUGGAGAACGUCCUAAGCGGUUCAAUCAAUUCCCAAAGAAGUUCUUACACGCAACAAAGUUUAACAAGAACGUCCGACAUAGUCCUUAGCGAAGAUUUAAUAGCUGGUGCGAGACAAGACGGGAGGAUGUCGAACGUUCGUCGUUUUUUUUGUCUCUUCGUAACCUUCGAUCUUCUUUUGACCGUGCUCAUGUGGCUAAUUUGUACUAUGAUAGCCGGGGAAAAUCUCGAAACUGCUUUUAUUAAUCAGAUUGUUCAUUAUCACAUAAAGACGUCCCUCUUCGAUAUUGUGAUGACAGCAAUAUGUAGGUUCACGGUGUUGUUGCUAUUUUACGCAUUGCUCCAUUUAAAUCAUUGGAUCAUCGUAGCCUUAACGACAGCUACGACCUGUGCCUUUUUACUUGCGAAAGUAUUUCUUUUCGACUGGUUAGCUUGUAAACAGCCAGUUUUUCAAGUACUCUUGAUACUGACUUCUUUCAUUCUUUCUUGGGCGGAAGCUUGGUUCUUCGAUUUCCGUGUGAUACCUCAGGAAACACAUGUUAUAAAUUGGAUUCAAAAUAUGUCAAACACGGAAAGAGCACCUCUCAUUCAAGCCGAUACUGUGGAUCCACAUCAGUAUAGUUCGAUUGAACCUUCGCGUACCUUUUACACGCCUGUGGAUUCUCCAGCUCAUUCCGAUACCGAAGACGAAUUCGUUAGAAGGCAGGAUGCCAUUAGAAGAAUAUCGAAGACAAAUGAAAUAUUUAUUCCUAAGCCAUUACCAAAAUUAACAAUCGAUAAGUUGAUUAUGAAACAUGUUUCGAGCCCCUUUAAUGGUGAACAAAGAAAACACUAUAUUGAGGAAUACAAAAUGACGGCUGAAACGUUAUUAAAAAAUUGUUAUGAGCUAUUAAUGUCCAAAGAGUGGAAAUUGGAAACCACAACGUCAAAGGGUGAUGUUGUUUCAUAUAUGCAAACCAAUAGACCAGAAGGAAAAAUAAUGAAAAUUACGGGCAUAGUAGAUGCGCCUGCUAAUAUGCUCAUCAAUUGGUUAUUCGAUGGUGUCGAAGCAGCACCAACGUGGAAUAAACUCGUAACCGAAUCGAUGAAAUUGCAGCAAAUUGACGAGAACACAGAUAUAGUUUAUCAGGCGACAGGUCCUCAAGGCGGUGGACUGAUUGGUGCACGAGAUUUUAUUAUUUUGAGAUAUCGUAACAUGUAUGGUAAUUAUUAUAUCAGCAGUGGUAUGUCGGUGACAUUGAAAUCAUUUCCAAAUCGUAAAAAUGUUACCAGGGGUGAAAAUGGCGUAAGCUGUUGGGCGGCCGAGGAAUUAGCAGACGGCGAUUCUAGCAAGUGCCGUUUCACUUGGAUCCUUAAUACCAAUCUGAAGGGUUGGCUACCUCAAAAAGUUGUGGACAGAUCGUUGUCCACAGCCUUAGUAGAUUUUAUGUCAUAUUUGAGAAAGUAUUUGGACGAGUAUCAGAGACACGCUAAUACGUAAAAUGUCACAAAUUUGUGUGUCCUACCGAAGAAGAGUAUAUCAUGACAAUUAUGUUAUAUGAACGAACGAAGGAAUUAUUAAUCCAUUCGUGUGUGUAUGAAAACUUUGAAAAAAAGAUCACAACGACAUUACACUUUUUCGAGGUACAUACAAAGAUAGCCUUUCUACUAUACGCUUUGAAUUUUAUUCUGAAAUGAAAUGAGAUAGAAAAGAAAAAAAAAAAAACAAAAGAAAAGAAAACCCCGAGAAAAAAAACCAAAUAAAUAAGGAAUAAGCGAUGUUCUAUUUAAAAAAAAAAAAAAAAAAAAAAAAGUGAGCAAGUUCAAAAGGAAGAAGGAAUGAUGGGAGUUCAUGGAAUAUGGUGCCGAAGUGUCCUAUUACAAAAACAAAAAAAAUGAAUAUCUUUAGCGAUAUAUUUUAUUUUUUAUUAUUAUUUUUGCUUCAUCGAUUCAUCAAAUUUUGCGUGUUUCAUUGAUAAGCCAUACGAUGCAGUAGGAAGAA